GAGCAGCAGGGCAUGGCAGCUGGCACGGCUGGUGGACUUGGGCAGCGGGCUGUCGAGCAAAUGGCUGUCCAGGUCAAGGUCCAAGUCUGCAGAGCUGCUCCAGGCACAACCAGCACACCCCAAUGGCAGCAGCUCUGGGAGCCCUCUCGGCCCUGCCCCGGCACCCCAGAUCAACUCCAACCUCUGCCUCAGUGACUCAGUGGCCACCAGCAGUCACCUCCUGCUCUCACCCAACCACCACAGCUGCACCAUCAUCAGCCUGGAGGUGGUGAACACCCUCUGUCCUGACAUUGAGUACCUUCAUGUCCCUUUGAUGGACGCUCCCACCGCCCACAUCUCCAGCUGCUUCGACUCCAUAGCAGCUAAGAUCCACAGCGUGGGGAUGCGCAGGAGCCAAACACUACUGCACUGCGCUGCCAGGGUGAGCAGGUACACUAUCUGCUUGGCCUGCCUCCUGAAGCAUCGCUCCAUGUCCCUGGCAGCUGCCCAUGCCUAGGACGAGCCCUGCCGUCCUAUCGUACAACCCAACAACAGCUUCUGGCAGCAGGUCAUCCACUACGAGUACAAACUCUUCAGCAUCAACAGGCUCCAAAUGAUCAGCUCUCCGUCAGGGAUGAUACCCAAUGUUUAUGAAAGUGAAGUAAGAGUAAUGCUGCUGCUCUGA
Messenger RNA from Pelecanus crispus (Dalmatian pelican), 664 nucleotides. The record is from RefSeq and is a predicted model, not a curated record. NCBI's taxonomy places the organism in Eukaryota, Metazoa, Chordata, Aves, Pelecaniformes, Pelecanidae.